AUGCCAACCUCUUACGCUGUUAUUGGUGCCUCCCGCGGGAUCGGUCUGGAGUUCGUCCGUCAGCUGGCCGCGCAUCCCGAUGCCACGGUAUACGCCGUUGUGCGCAACCCGUCCUCGUCGACCUUCCUCAGCGAUGCCGUCAAGGGACUGAAUAACGUGCACAUCGUCCAAGGCGACGUUGCGAGCCCGUCCUCGAUGAAGGCCGCCGCAGACGCCGUCGGCGCGCUCUCCGGGGGGAAGCUGGAUUGCCUCAUCCACAACGCCGCGAAGCUGGACGUUCCCUCCGUGAUCAAGGGCUUCGACGACUUCAAGGACUUAGACGAGAUGGACGACGCGCUGAUCGAGAUGUUCAAGAUCAACGCGCUCGGCCCGAUCCACAGCAUCUCCACCUUCCUCCCCCUCCUCCGCGCCGGCCCUACCAAGAAGGUCGUCGUGAUCGGCACUGAGGGCGGCUUCCCCGACGUCAUCCGCCUCCUCGCGCUCGACAACAUGGUCGGCUACGGCAUGAGCAAGGCCGCGGCGCACACCGCGACCGCCAAGUGGGCGGCCAAGCUCGCCCCGGAGCGCUUCGUCGUCGCCACCGUCUCCCCGGGCACGGUGGACACCACCGCGACCAUGCCGCCUGGCGACCUCGACCCCGCGCUCCUCGCCGCGAUGGGCGCGCAGAUCGCGGCGUGGAGGGCGAAGGGGGUGCCCGUCGUCGUGCAGACGGCGGAGGCGGCGGUGGGCAAGAUGUUGAAGGCGGUGGAGGGGCUGACCCCGGAGCAGAACGGGGCGUUCUUGUCGCCCACGAGCGGGGUUCCAUAG
Epithele typhae is the source of this 807-nucleotide messenger RNA. RefSeq names its product NAD-P-binding protein. NCBI's taxonomy places the organism in Eukaryota, Fungi, Basidiomycota, Agaricomycetes, Polyporales, Epitheliaceae. The transcript is spliced from 5 exons. The coding region runs from base 1 to 807 and encodes 268 amino acids. Gene Ontology annotation, molecular function: oxidoreductase activity, acting on the CH-OH group of donors, NAD or NADP as acceptor. The record is from RefSeq and is a predicted model, not a curated record.